AUGGAUUGUCUUGGUGAAUCGAUGUCUUUAGAUCCUUCCAAACAUCGUCAAGAACUCUUGGAGCGUUUGGAUAUCCUGAGAAACAACGAUAUCUUUUGUGACGUGACGAUCGCAGUAAAGGACAAAGAGUUCAAGGCUCACAGAGCUGUUUUAGCGGCAACCAGCCCGUUCUUUCUGACACUUCUGACAAGCGAAAUGAAAGAAGGCAACGAAAAACUGAUCAAAGUAGAGCUAGAAGAAGCUACUGAGUCUGUCAUGGAAGACGCGCUAGAGUACCUUUACACUGGAAAUGUCACAGUCGUUGAGGGCAGAGCUCACAAUUUGAUUGCAACGGCAAACUUUCUCCUUUUGCCAAGUCUAAAAACAAUGGCGGCCAAUGUUUUGAAGGACACAUUGACAACAGAGAACUGUGUUUUCAAUUAUUAUUUUGCGGAAAAGUAUGAUUGUGUGGAGCUGAAGGAUAAAUGCCGUGAAGUAAUCAACACAAAUUUCAGUGUUGUCAUGGAAACAGAGGACUUUCUCAAGCUUGAUCAGAAGCAAGUUAUGGAGUGGGUGUCUAGUGAUGACGUCAUUGUGAACGAAGAGGAAGACAUUUUCAAAGGAAUUGUCAGGUGGGUGUCUCACAACAAAAGUGAGAGAGAAGGGGAUUUCCCAGAAUUAUUGCACCAGGUUCGCCUACCAUUUUUAUCACGUGACUUUUUACUUGAUGAAUUAGUAAAAGAUGAGCUGAUCACGAAAAACCCUGUAUUUUGCUCAAAUUUUGUGAUAAAUGCUAUGAAAGUAGUAUUGAGUGCCAGUGAUAGUCCCCAGCAACCGAGGAAAUGUCAGGAGACUCACAUUGAUGGAAUAUUUAUCUGUGGAGGGAAAAGAGCAUUGUGUUACUUUCCACAGAAAGACAUGUGGUGCUGUUUAGCUGACAGUCCUUUUCAGGAUUACGAAGGCCAUAGCCUUGUUGAAUAUAAAAGUAAUGUUUAUGUUGCUGAUGGAGAAACACGUCGGCUUGGGGAAUCACAUGUUUUCGAAUUUUACUCACCUCUGAAGAACUCCUGGGGUACUGCUCAGAGAAAUGAUGAUAUUACUGAUUUCACCUGCUUGACAGUCUUAAAAGGUGACAUGUAUGCAAUGUGUUUUGCAAACUUUCCCAAAAAGGGUAGGAUCUGUAGAUAUGACAGUGAAAAAAACUGUUGGCAAGAGAUGGAUGCCCCACCCUGCCUGCAGGACAGAGCUUGUGUUGUGGCUGACGAGCAGUUCCUGUACAUAAUAGGUGGUACAUUGGAUUGGGGAGUAAGUGCUGUGCGUACAACGAAUAGAUUUGAUCCCAUCAACAACAAAUUGGAGGAGCUUGCAGAUAUAAAUCGGGCCAGGUAUAAUGCCAGUGGUGCUGCCAUAAACGGCAAGGUUUUUAUUGCUGGUGGACAGAGCUCAAGAAAGACUAUGGUCCGAUCUACUGAAGCUUUUGAUCCCUCAUCCAACGAGUGGCAGUGUAUGACCGAUCUCACUUUACCUCACUUCAAUGCCAGCAUGGUGUGCUUUGGGGGGAUGCUGUUUGUUUUGGGUGGCACUACGUACACUAAGAGUGAUGGAAUAACACGAACACUAACAGUUGAAAUGNGUGCUGUGCGUACAACGAAUAGAUUUGAUCCCAUCAACAACAAAUUGGAGGAGCUUGCAGAUAUAAAUCGGGCCAGGUAUAAUGCCAGUGGUGCUGCCAUAAACGGCAAGGUUUUUAUUGCUGGUGGACAGAGCUCAAGAAAGACUAUGGUCCGAUCUACUGAAGCUUUUGAUCCCUCAUCCAACGAGUGGCAGUGUAUGACCGAUCUCACUUUACCUCACUUCAAUGCCAGCAUGGUGUGCUUUGGGGGGAUGCUGUUUGUUUUGGGUGGCACUACGUACACUAAGAGUGAUGGAAUAACACGAACACUAACAGUUGAAAUGUUUGAUCCAGGGAUCAACGAGUGGAAAGUGAAAUCAUCCAUACCUGUUGAAAGCCUUGAAAUGCCACAGAAAAAGAACAAGUAUCAGGCUUGUUUUGCAAAGUUUAACAAGAAAAUGGUUGAAAAGCUGCAACCGCUGUCAAACUAAUAUGUAGUUCUAGUUCAAGGCUAUUAAUUAUGGGAUCUCUAAGGUGAUAACAUAAGUUCUGCUUUUGUUAUAUUAGAUAUUGCUGUGCUCUUUUAUGUUUUAGAAGAAAACAAAGGAAUGAUUUUCAAUUAUUUAAACCAGGUUUUGACUUUUAAUUAGUACAUAUAUGACUAGAGUUGAUCAAGUGACAGUGUUUACACUCGAUUUUGCUUUUAUAUUUGUCAAGUUAUCAGAGGUUAAACCUUCAGUGAAUGAUUGUGAUUUUGAUUUUCAGCUCUGUUAUAUGGAAAACCAAGUACCUAAAAAAAUGUAAGUCAGCGAGCUAUGCCAGGCAGACCUACGAGGCAUCUAAAAACACACAAGGCACAAACGAUUCGUUAGUAAAAAAGACCAACAGGCCUUGAACGACUCCUGCCAUUCGUAAAGGAAUUUUCUUUCACCCGUCACAGAUUCAUUUCCACUAAAGGGUCCUAAAGCUACUUUAAAGGCCGAUUUAGACAGUAAAAUUUUUGCUUACGACUAUCGUGCGCGACUAUUAUGCGUCAUGACUGUAAAUUAGACCCACGACAGUCGUAGGAGACCAAAAAUCGUACUGUCUGAAUCGGCCGCGGUAUGAAAGGAGGGUUCUUAAAAUUUUCUCUUAGAUGUUAGUUUCAGUAUGAAAGAUUCUUUUGAACGCUGGUUGUGCUUCAUGCGUUGAUUAAUGCUUAUCUCGAUUUGCUAGUGUAAGUUCUUGUCGAGGAUCGAGGGUGAAGUUUCGAGGGUCAAGGGAAAAUGUCGAGGGUUGCGGGUAAUAUAUAUUUUAUUUUCAAAUAUUUUAAUAUGUUCUAAUAUUAUCAUUCACUUUUUAUACUUAUUAUUGUUUAUUUUUUGAUAAACCUAUUUCUUUUUUUUCGAUCUGGUCGCAAGAUUUCCCAUCUUUCUCGAAUUGAUAGAAAUACCUAGAUGCUACUAUGACGAUUCCACUCUGCCGCACCUUUUAUUUCACCCUCUUAUAAGUAACUUUUGUAAGAAGUCUAAGUCUUUUACCUACAUACCGUUAUAGUAAAAAAAAUGCGUUGGUAGGCCUCACGACUUCUACCUCAUAGAGUAUAAUGCUAGUUGUUCCAAACUGUUUUCUCAUGUCUAACGGGUAGAUUGUAUCACCUAUAAUUGUAACAUGUUGUAAUAAUGAACCAUAAAUGUAACACUAACCAUACCCACCGUCAUGAAAACCAACCAUAAAUGUAAUGAACUAAAAACAAUGAAUGAAACAAAAUUUUAACCGUAAAUGUGAUGAACAAAAAUCGUACGCUACCGACAUUUCCGGAUUAUAAUCCGGCUCCUGGUAACAGCUUAGAGAGUUCCAACAGAGGUUAAACAAUGCAAACGCAAUGGAAACGAUAGCGAUCGAGGAAGCGUGAAGAACACAUGCAAAGUUGGCUGACAGCAGGACAAAACUGAUUAUUAUUUGGGCGUGGCCCAAAUAGAGUAAUGGAAACGGCUUGUUUUGACGCAAAUGUGCAAUAGGUACGCAAUACGUGCUAACGUAAACAAGGCAAGUAAACAAGCGAAGCGAGGCGAAUGUCUGCCAUGCGAACGUCUUUUACAAGGUAAGAGGCAUGUGGGAAAGAAAGCUCUGCUUGCUCACGGCACUUAAUCGCACUUUUACGAUCUCUAAAGUUAAUGUGAAUCUUCGGUAUUAUGGCCUCAUCGAAAUUCGGAAGUCUGAAGUCCAGGGAUGAAAUCUAUCAAAAACAUUUGGAAUAUUAACGUCGGGUUUUGGUCACAAUAAGAUCGCAAGCAACGAACCUUGAAACACAGAAACACAAAAAACGGAUCGAAAUCCACCAAUCACAAAUCAUAAACAAUGACCUUUUGAACCCGUUGAAGAAAACUUUCCUUUCCUAAGAGGUCCGCUGAGAUGAUUGACGUCUGACAUUUUUUUGACGAGAGGAUCGAAAUGCACCAAUCAUACAAAGGCAGUUUUAAUUGCAUGUUUCCUACGAGGUCAUCUGAAUUGGCUGUUUUCUUUAUUUUAUGUCCAUUUUUUGUGAUUGGUCGAUUUUGUUAGGUCGAGUUGAUGAUCGAAUGAGGGACGAUUUGGAUAUCGUUUGAUCGGAAAUUUUUCGAAGCAGCAGUGAGAAGCAGUUUUGAUAACAUUUGGCCGCGGCGUUUCGGGGAAUGUAUUGAUAUAUUGUUCAAUCAUGUUAUCCCGGGUUAAACUUACAAAUGCACACACUGUUCGCGGUAGGCCCACACUAAAAAAAUAACACUGAGUGUUUUCGGAAUGGGCUGGUCCGCGAACUCAAAGAAAAACAAAGGAAAUUAUCAAGACAUUCAAUGACAUCGAAGACUCAUGGACCCCAUAGACGUAAUAACAAAUCGGAAUAUCAGGAGUGUACGUGUAAAAUGGAUAAGAGUUUGAAUAGAGGAAUGUUGAACGAGUUUGAGAGUCGCAAGAUUUGUGUAGCCGGUUAUCAGUGUGACAAUAGUGAUUUUGAUUUUGCGUUGCGGAACACAGCGAGUUGCCUGUGAUAAAAAUCUGUUCCAAUGAAGGAAGAGACGAUUGUCAACAAUUGAAACCAAAAGGGACUGAGGCUUCUUUUGGAACUACUGUGAUAACUGCAACAAUUCUUCUUCAAUUUUGUUUAUCAGGGUGACGGUUAAUGUACUUGUUUUUGUAUUGCGUGUUGUGAUUUUUCAUACGAUGCUGUGCGUCGGGAUUUUGCAUUAUCAGCAAGUUUUGUGUUAGAGUGUUUUGAUGGCAGCGAGGUGACGACAAGAGAAGGUAAUGAGCUAGUUGUACAGAAGGAAAAUUGUGUUGUGGAGGAAAUAAAACAAGUUGAAUUGAGUUCUCGUGGUGGGAAAUUUAUUACUUCGGCGGAGCGCGAAGUAAAGGAUUCGCGACGCUCAGGAAUGUAUCAAAGUUGCAAUUUUUUGACAAGAUUGGGCAAGCAAAGUCUGUAGGUUUUCGGCUGUAUUCGGCUAUUUGACGAAGUGAGAGCCGAAUUAGUUCGAGAUAUCUCGAGGUCACUUCGAUUUUUUUGAUUUAUUCUUUAAUUUUUUCGAGGAAGAAAGAAAUACUAUUUGGCCUUCCCGGGAUUUGAACCGACUCACCUGUGUGACCCGUCAGAUCAGAGGAGACUCUAAGUUGAGGGAUUAGCCGAUUGCGCUACUGCGACCCAAGGUAAUUUAGGCUAUGAAAAAUAUUUAUGAAAUGAUGCACUAGUUUCGGGACAAGAUUGGGCGUGCAAGCUCGUGACUAUUCGGCUUGUUUCAACUAUUUCACGAAAUGAGAUCGGACUACUUCGUGAUAUCUUGAGAUCACUUCGAGUUUAGUCUUAAAUUACUCGAGGAAUAAAUAGAGGAUAUUUCGUGGCCGCGCAGAGACACGAAAUUUCUCUUCGAGUGUUGAAAAACAUUUCACGAGUGAGCCCUCGUUUCGAACUGUUUUAUGAUGAAUUUAAAGUUACAAAAUGCUGCACAAAGACAUUUUGUCUUUGUUGAGUGUUACGUAGUAAAAUUGCUUUCAUGCGUUGCGUGACUUUCUCGAACGUUCUCUCAUUUUUUGGAUUAUCCAUGAACAAUUAAUUAGGGCAUGUUUACAUUUCAGCAUGAGUCAGCAGAUUUGCAUCAGUAACUGAAAUCAUAAAAUAUGUCAAAAAGCUACUACUAUUCCCCUGUUUAGUAUUUUCUAGAACCUUAUGUCAAACAGUAUACAAGUUCCAAGCGAGUUCUUUUGACGAACUAAGUUUUUUCCCACGAGCUGGACUGCUGUCUUUAGUCAAGUGUGACGAAGGUCGAUUUUCAGGUUCUGUGUUUACAAGUUCGCGGAAGCCGUAAGAUAUCUGAAGUUCAAGUGAGAGUUUGUUAUUAUUGGUAGAGGCUGUUUAGUUUUACUCAAAGUUCAAGUCAAGUUUGUGUUGGCGGAUGCUGUGUUUUAAAGCUCUGUAAAGGCUAUGUUCCUUUGGUGUUAAACUUCCUGGUGUUAAUCCGACAUCCCUGCGUGCUGAUAGUCAGUGAAUAAUUAUCCUCAAAACAUUCGAACUCGUGACUAUGAGUUUUAGCCCAUUCCAUGCUCAACGUAAUUGACUCCUUACCCAUGCCUUACAUAUCUUUAAUCAGUACAUAAGACUGCUAUGCUGUUUUUGAAGCCUGAGGUGACUACGAAAAAUAGAGAAUUGUUUUUUAGAAGGAUUUGUAUGGAGUCAUCAGAGCAUAACUGGGCUAAUAUCGCGGAGACAAUUUGUCCUGAAAUGCUAGUUUUUGGCAAGUAGGCCUCUUGGAUGUUGCUCUUUUCAGAAUAUCCUGACAAAUCCCAUAAUUUCACACCUUACUCUUACCAUAUUUGAUUUCUUACUAUUCCUCUGCAUUUACAAUUAAUUAGUUCCACAACCACGACGCCGAAGUGUACGCUAGCUCCGUAGCGUCUUGUUUAUAACAGAACUUACAAUUUAGUCCAUUAUAUUUUCGGCACAACAAAUUACCAUAAAAUCGAGAUUGUAAUUCGAAACUCGCGUUGUUUUCAAAAUUUGCAUAAAUCGGGCGCUGCAAAGAAAUAUUUAGAUUACAAGCGCUUCGAAAUACUGUACCUUCAGAACGGCAUAGCUUUUACUUGUUGUGCUAUAUCUUUCAAAACUAUCGAUCGAUUCUAGCUCAAAAACUCUCAAAAGCAGCGGUUUAAUUAAAUGUCAAAGCCCGUGGCUGGUUGAAAUCGUCUCUUGUUUGUUUUCAAACGAUUUAGGAUGGAUCGAAUCAACUUUGGAUCGAUUUAUAUUAUUUUAUCACCUUGAGGUAUGAACGAAACGUUUUUCUUCUAGAUAAAGUUCACUCAACAAAUUUAGAAAGAUUUACUUGACUUUUCAUAGGUGGAACGAACUGACUUCUUUGUGGAACGAACUGACUAUUUUAUGGAACGAUCUGAUUAUUGAUUGGAACGAUCUGACUUGGAACGAUGUCAACGAUCUGACAAUGGGACGAAAUGACAGGUUAUCGUCAUGCCCCUAGCAGACUACCAAUGAACAAAUUAAAAGAUUUGUUACAGAAAACACGGAAAGUGACACUUUUUGUAUGGAAGAGUAUUCGGAAAAAUACACCAUUGUCGUCUGAAAUUCAUUGUUACGUUAAAAGUAGAAAGGGUUUACACUUAAACAGGUACAGAAGUAACUGUAACAGUGUGAGGUUUUUAGUUAAGGGGCAACUCCAAAACUGGUUCGUAAACGAGGGAAGGUGUAUCUGUCGUCCAAGCAUCAGAGCACAGGCGAUUUAGGUGGAAUGAGAUAUCCAAAUAGGCUUCUAAGUAAGAAUUUGCCCCUCUGUAUAUGUAAUUAUCCAUUUUGUACUGCUUAAAACAGUUUGAAUCACCGGGUUAAUUUUGGCCAAUUUAAGCUUUGUAUUGAUAUAGAGAAGAAUCCAGGACCUUCAGUUUAUGUAGAUGCUGCAAAAAACAAUUAAUGCAGUCCAUACUGUCAAGGAAAUGUUACAGGAUUUGGGGAAAAUGUUGGACAACGAUGUGUCGCAAUGAGUCUGUGCGCUUUAAUUUACAGUAAUAUAACAAAGAUUACUUCAGUUGAUGAUAUGACUCAAAUAAUGAUUGUUGGUAUUCAACUAUAUUCUUGUCUGUCACUGCUUGCAAGACAAUCUAUGUCAAUGUUAACAGAAUUGCCAGGAAUGGUUACAGUGUUUGAGCAAUUUUUCCACCUUGAAUACAGUGACAGUUAUACUUGUAACAUCCAUCACUACUGUAUAUGCCACUCACAGGUUACAGCAUUUGAAACACUCUUGGCACAGAACUACAACUCAAUCAUUUUAACGGUGGCAAUUAUUGGUGUUGGUAUCUACAGCACUGAGGCUGGGGGAUAUAAUGCAUUUGAUUCUCAUGCUAGAGAUAUGUAUCAUAACAGUCAUAGUGAAAGGACAUGUGUAUUGUUGGAAAUACCAUCCAUGCAUAAAUUAGUACAAUAUUUUCAGACUCUACAUAGGAGUGAGGAUAUGUAUGAACUUAAAGGUGUACAUAUUGCCGCCUAUGAACCUCAUCUUUUCUCAAGCAAUGUUGAAAAUUGUAGUAUAUCAAAUGUUAAUAGUUACCAAUGUUCCUGUAAACAGUGCUGCACUACAGCAGUUUAUGCAAUGUGUUACUCUGUUAUUAAAUCCUUGUGGAUACUGGACUGAAGGAACUUUAUUUUCCCUUGUUAGUAACCGGAAUACACUGUACAAAGUGAUGGGUGUGAAAACACAUCUGUCAGUAUCAGUGAAGCUGAGAUAAACCUUACUCUCUGGGCUGUAACCACUUACGUCCUAUGUUGUAAUUUUGCUCCAAGUAUGUCUGCAUUGAAGAUGUGCAUAUUUUCAAACAUUGUCGUGAAAUGACACUAUUUUUGUUGUGGAUUGGGACAUACUGUAGAAGCUGUGUGGUUCAGCAAACAAGUGGAGUAAAGGAUUUGUCUUCUCUGGUAAGAUAUUUACUGCAAUAAGGCAUGUUCAAAGUAUCAUACCCGUAGUACGACCACGCCCAAAUAUACGCUCACACAGCGUCUUGUUUUUUCAUCAGUUUCGACAAAAUGUUAAAAACAAUAUUAACACUAGUACUCGGAAUUUGGCAGAGACAACGAAGGAUCAGUGGGCUCCAAAUAAGACUCAGGAUUAACAUCGACAACAGGAAUAUGUGCUAAUACUUGCGCAACGUUUGUAAAGUGAUGGUUAAUAGUUUCCGCAAUGUCCAUAUAAUAAUAUAAUAUGAUAUGAUAUGAUAUGAUAUGAUAUGAUAUGAUAUGAUAUGAUAUGAUAUGAUAUGAUAUGAUAUGAUAUAAUAUAAUAUUAUAUUAUACUAUAUUAUAUUUAAUAAUUAUUCCAUGAGGGCGCGUUGGAUAUGAGAUGAUAGAUAGCCAACGAGGCGCGUAGCGCCGAGUUGGCUAUAAUCAUCUCAUAUCCAACAAGCGCGAGUGGAAUAAUUGUUUUAUUCAAAACGCCCACAAAAUCUGGUUGAAUCUUCCCCACUAAAACAAACCGGAAAGACAAGGGACUUCCGCUAUUCACAUGUCACACGUCUAUCAAAACUGUCAACACGCGAACGGACUCACAUGGACUGCAUGAAUGAAAAAUCAAAACAUUGUAGCGAUGAACAUUAGUUUUUUUUUAAACUCAUCGGGAUUCUAGGAUUUUACUCAGCAGAACAGCUAAAAAAAACCUGGCAGAUAAUGUGAAGGAAAAGAAUUUUUAAGUGACAGCCGUCGAAAUUACUGUGAAUUUGGAUUUUCGGUGCAGUUAUAAAAGUAAGAACAACGGAGGAAAACUAUUACCUCGGUCGCUUGUUAUGAAGUUGUUUGAAGCCACAAGCUGGUUUUUCUGAACGAGAAAAGAAGCUAUAUUGCCGCCUCGAUUGCUCUAGUGAAUGGCUGCAUAGCCUGUAUUUGUAGCUGGUUACUUGUGAUUUAUAUUCUUGAUGUCGGAUAAACAAGCCGCAGUUAUCUAUCGGCGAGUGACUCGAUCGGCGAAUGGCUUCGCGAUCAUGAAGAAACAACACUUGUCUUCUUUCGUAGCCGGUGAAGGUACUUUAGUUCCAUGUUUUUUUAAUGUGUUUUCGACAAACUUUCAAACAAGCUCUUGUGGCCUUUUUGUUUGUUUUUGUCUUUUUUCUUUCGAUGAAAUUGCAUUUCUAGUAUUCUAAGAAAUGAAUUAAAAAGAUUUGCUUCGGGCGCCGUUCUAUCCUUCGCGAAAAAAAAUCUUAGCUAGCUUCCAAUUUUAAACUGACGCGUACACCGACCAUAUAUGGAGAGCAUGGUAUAAUAACUCAUAUACGAUAACGGCUAAGCCAAUAAAAUGCUAGAAUUGCAUUAUCCAAUGAUUCAGUUUUUAAUAAAAUAUAAUAUAAUUGCCCCCGCAGGGUUCCGGCCCAGAGGCCGGAACCCGAGGAGGCACCCUAAUGUCCCCCGCGUAAAGAAGAAGUAUCGUAUCGUCUUACUGUUAGUAUGCGAAACUUUCCCGUUCGUCAAGAACUUCUAGAGCGUCUGGAUAUCUUGAGAAACAACGAUAGCUUUUGUGACAUGACGAUCGCCAGUAAAGGACAAAGAGUUCAAAGCUCACAGAGCUGUUUUAGCGGCGGCCAGCCCGUUCUUUCUGACCCUUCUAACAAGCAACAUGAAAGAAAGCAACGAACAACUGAUCAAAGUAGAGCUAGAAGAAGCCACUGAAACUGUCAUGGAAGAUGCGCUAAAGUACCUUUACACUGGGAAUGUCACAGUCGUUGAGGAGAGAGCUCACAAUUUGAUUGCAACGGCAAAUUUUCUUCUUUUGCCAAGUCCAAAAACAAUGGCGGCCAAUGUUUUGAAGGAGACUGUGACAACAGAGAACUGUGUUUUCAAUUAUUAUUUUGCGGAGAAGUAUGAGGUGGUGGAGCCGAAGGAAAAAUGCCGUGAAGUGAUCAAAAGUGCAGCCUGUGUUUGUUAGCUCUACCUAAAGAAUCACUGGGUUACACUGCACCCAUGGGUGUGCCACCGAAAGUGCAGCCUAUGUUUGUAAGCUCUGCCUAAAGAAUCACUGGGUCACACUGCACCCAUGGGUGUGCCACCUAAAGUGCAGCCUAUGUUUGUUAGCUCUACCUAAAGAAUCACUGGGUUACAUUGCACUCAUGGAUUUGCCACCUAAAGUGCAGCCUAUGUUUGUUAUCUCUACCUAAAGAAUGACUGGGUUACACUGCACCCAUGGGUGUGCCACCUAAAGUGCAGCCUAUGUUUGUUAGCUCUACCUAAAGAAUCACUGGCUUACACCGUACGCACGGACGUUUGCCUCGCGCUCUCUUCAAAGAAAGAAAAGCUAUAGUCUGUUUCGCCAAAAAUCAAGCUUUGUUUCCUCCCAAAAAAUUGACACCAUAUUGGGCCCCGAAAGACGUUAAAAGUUCCUUCAUAAUAGAAGAGUUUUUUGCUAGAGUAAAGAAGUUUGGCUUACAUGAGUUUCAAAAAAAGGUGCAAAAACUUAUCAGCAUAAUUAUAGCCCACAGAUACAUUGUCAUCAGACUCCUGGCAUGUAGCCUGAAUAAGCCAAGUAAAGUAAAUAAUACUUCACUUCGCGAAAGAACUUUAUCGCUUGUAUCCGUGUUACGCAUCGAAAAAGCGAGAGUCAUCGCGUGACAUCAGGUAACAGAGGUAAUACUCACGGGUUUCACGAAUUCCAAUUCCACGAUUUUUCGCCGAGUAACAAAUUUAAAACUUCAAUUCUUACCUUACAGUUGUCGCUUCAUUUACCUUACAUUCGCCAACACUAGUAAACAUAAACAAAACGAUGAAAUCCGGCACUCUUCUUUCAGGAGUAGCAAGCCGCAUGAAGUAAAAUCCACCGAUAUGCGCUGCAUUCUCACUACAAAUAUAAACAUUUGUCGUGGAGAAAAUACGACGAGGAGAAAAAAAAUGCCAGAUCUUCGCCUCGGCAAUGUAUUCCAGCUACCAAGCCGGUGUAUCUCCAGAAGGUGGACUCGAAGUGGAACAAACCUUGUGAUUUUUUUAGAAGCCCUUUGCGCGCAAACUAAUUUAUUCUGGAGCGAAAUGAAGAUUAAGAAAAUGUAUCUGAAAUCUAAUACACGACAAGAAAAUUUUCGCACUUUCGAGGAGCGCGACAUAUUAAAUGGGAUUAAGUCGGAUUAGCUGCCCGCGGAGAAAACAUCCCUGCGUGGGAUUGUACUUCCAGUAAAAAGCCUGUGUCCUCUCAGGCAGCAACGUGGAUCGACAGAACUUUGAACUGGUUUUGUCAAUGUGGAUCGACAAACUCGAUUCAAACCACAUCAGGAAUUGCUCAUUUUCUCAAAACCCAGUCAAAGACAAGAAAGGUGCUAACGUGAAAUAAACUGACAACAGUCACAACGGUGACAACAGUGACAACGGUGACAACGACGACAAUGGUGACAUUAAUGACAACAGUGACAACGAUGACAACGGUGACAACAGUGACAACGGUGACAACAGUGUCAAUGUUGUCACUGUUGACACCGUUGUCACUGUUGUCAAUGUUGUCACCGUUGUCACCGUUGUCAGUGUUGUCACCGUUGUCACUGUUGUCACUGUUGUCACCGUUGUCACUGUUGCCACCAUUGUCACCGUUGUCACUGUUCUCACGGUUGUCACCGUUGUAACUGUUGUCACCGUUGUAACCGUUGUCACGGUUGUCACUGUUGUCACUGUUGUCACCGUUGUCACUGUUGUCACUGUUGUCACUGUUGAAACCGUUUUCACCGUUGUCACUGUUGUCACCGUUGUCACUGUUGUCACCGUUGUCACCGUUGUCACCGUUGUCACUGUUGUCACCGUUGUCACCGUUGUCACUGUUGUCACUGUUGUCACCGUUGUCACCGUUGUCACUGUUGUCACUGUUGUCACCGUUGUCACUGUUGUCACCGUUGUCACUGUUGUCACUGUUGUCAUCGUUGUCACUGUUGUCACUGUUGUCACCGUUGUCACUGUUGUCACCGUUGUCACUGUUGUCACUGUUGUCACCGUUGUCACUGUUGUCACUGUUGUCACCGUUGUCACUGUUGUCACUGUUGUCACCGUUGUCACUGUUGUCACUGUUGUCACCGUUGUCACUGUUGUCACUGUUGUCACCGUUGUCACUGUUGUCACUGUUGUCACCGUUGUCACUGUUGUCACUGUUGUCACCGUUGUCACUGUUGUCACUGUUGUCACCGUUGUCACUGUUGUCACUGUUGUCACCGUUGUCACUGUUGUCACUGUUGUCACCGUUGUCACUGUUGUCACUGUUGUCACCGUUGUCACUGUUGUCACUGUUGUCACCGUUGUCACUGUUGUCACUGUUGUCACCGUUGUCACUGUUGUCACUGUUGUCACCGUUGUCACUGUUGUCACUGUUGUCACCGUUGUCACUGUUGUCACUGUUGUCACCGUUGUCACUGUUGUCACUGUUGUCACCGUUGUCACUGUUGUCACUGUUGUCACCGUUGUCACUGUUGUCACUGUUGUCACCGUUGUCACUGUUGUCACUGUUGUCACCGUUGUCACUGUUGUCACCGUUGUCACCGUUGUCACUGUUGUCACCGUUGUCACUGUUGUCACUGUUGUCACCGUUGUCACCGUUGUCACUGUUGUCACCAUUGUCACUGUUGUAACCGUUGUCACUGUUCUCACCAUUGUCACUUUUGUCAUUGUUGUCACCGUUGUCACCGUUGUCACUGUUGUCACUGUUGUCACCAUUGUCACCGUUGUCACUGUUGUCACGGUUGUCACUGUUGUCACUGUUGUCACCGUUGUCACCGUUGUGACUGUUGUCACUGCUGUCACUGUUGUCACCGUUGUCACUGUUGUCACUGUUGUCCCCGUUGUCACCGUUGUCACUGUUGUCACCAUUGUCACUGUUGUCACUGUUGUCACUGUUGUCACUGUUGUCACUGUUGUCACCGUUGUCGCCGUUGUCACUGUUUUCACCGUUAUCGCUGUGGUCACUGUUGUUAUCCUUGUCAUCGUAGUCACCGUUUUCACUGUUCCCGUUCGAAACGAGCAGCGCUGCUGCAGCGCUGCAGAAUGGCUUCAAGAAGCGCUACAAAAGAGCUGUAAAAGCGCUGGGCUGCAGCAGCCGGAAAUUUUGGCUGCAGUGGAAAGCUCUCUGACAGCGAUAAAACAGCGCUUUUGCAGCGGUGCAGAAAAUUCCCGAAUCACGAUCUGCGCUGCAAAGUGGCUUCGAAAAGACUAAGAAUGUUGUUACCGGUAAUGGCCUACCACUCGUUAGUACAAAAAAAAAAAGAAAUGCAGGCUCCAAUAAUACAAUAAUCACGAUACAUGGUAGAGGAGUUGACAAGGCCUUAGUAGCAGAGUAAAAACCACUAGAAAGUCAAAAUGCAACUUAUACUUUAUUAGUAUCCACGCGUACACGUUACAAAAGUACGUGACAUAGAACAAAUCUGCAACAGUCUCGCUUUGUAAAUAUUUAGCAUUCACGGUCACUCAUCUGAAUGUAAGAACAAUCAUUAACAUGCAGACAUUGAAAAUUAUCUUUUUUAAAAAUAAAAAGAAUAACAGCGAUUGUUCUACAUAAAGUUUACACGGACAGCAGGCAAAUGAUAUUUGAUUCGUUGCAACGGGCUAAGCUGGACAUUGCUCACCUUGACGUUUUGUCCAUGAUCCACGAUCUUCUACACUUUUUUCAUGAAAGAAAUCAACCUAAUUUUACUUUGGUCGUCGUUAAAUUUUACAAUGGACUAAGGAAGGAACAUUACCACUAGCGUAUAAGAAUCUUGUAAGUGCGAACUCCAUCUGAGAUUCUUGUAUCUGUGUUGCUUGCUCUGGUUCGAUUCGUCGAUACUUAGCGUAGAAGUCACUGUUCAGUGCGUUGUUUGCAAAUACGUUUGUUGUCACAGGUGUCACUGUUGUCACUGUUGUCACCGUUGUCACUGUUGUCACCGUUGUCACCGCUGUCACCGUUUUCACCGUUGUCACCGUUGUCACUGUUGUCACUGUUGUCACCGUUGUCACUGUUGUCACCGUUGUCACUGUUGUCACCGUUGUCACCGUUGUCACCGUUGCCACUGUUGUCACUGUUAUCACUCUUGUCACCGUUGUGACCGGUGUCACUGUUGUCACAGUUGUCACUGUUGUCACCGUUGUCACCGUUAUCACUGUUGUCACCGUUAUCACUGUUGUCACCGGUGUCACUGCAUUUCAAAGGUUCAUGACAAAUACAUGGACAACCACAAGGAGUCUUCAUUCGGGUUUUAAAAGGUCGGGGGCAGAUUUAGUGACAACUAUAACUAGUAUAAUAUAAUGGGGGGGGGGGACAGAAACCCAUAAGGGGUUGAGACAGGGCGGAUAAAGGUUGGGCGGUGAAACGAGCGCGUCCGAGCUAAAAGGUGUGAUGCAGUGGACUGGGACUCUGCUUAGAAAUGUCGCUUGUUUUCGACUUCGGUCAGGGCUUGCGAUGUGGUUUGUCCAUUAGACACUGCCGCUGUCACGGAAUUAUGGCGACUUUAUUGUUUUCUUGCACUUCUUCCUCGUUCCUUUGUGCUGGUACGCUCUCCGAGAGGCAAAUGUUGCUAUUUUUUGCGAAACAUUUAAUUGGAGUAGACAAACAUCUCUUUCAAAGGGUUUCUCUUAUUACUUCCAUGGUCUUCCAUGACUCUACCACGGAAUUAUAUUUUCAUUCUACUACUCGCCAAUGUCGAUGUUAUUCCAAAACAAAAACAACUAAGUACUGUCUAAAACACGAAAGAAAAUCUUAUCCAUGUCAUCCAUGUCAAAACUAAAAGACAGCAGAUCGUGUUUCAUAACUAGAUGACGUGUAGUUUAUAAAUGCGUGCAGCUCGUGCAAGGUGAAAUUAUGCUAAUUUCAAUCACCAUCAUCCUUCUUUUUAAUUUUGAAAAAAAAAAAACAUUUCAUAGGUCUUUCUGUUUCUUCAAAACUUCAAAAUUAGUUUCCCCUUAGUUUUUACUGUUUACCUUGUUUUGUUUUAGAGAGAAAAACGGAGAAAAACCUUACAACUAACCUCAUUAAAUGUUGUUUACAUGCGGUUGGCGAUUUGUGAUUCAUUGCGCUAUCCGCCAUGGCGCGUUGCACCCGAGAGGCAAAGUUUGAAGCAGUACAACGCCACUAUAUCAAAAUAUAUCAAUCUAAUUUUUUGUUAUGUUAUAUAAAAUUUAUCCCUCUUUAACAUAUGCAAAAAUUGAUGUUAAGAAGUGUUAAGCUUUUGCAAACGAAACGGCGAAAGACGAUUAGGUGAUAUUUAGUGCAAGGAGGAGGUAUUCAACACUUUCAAAUUAAACUCAAAUUUUGGCAUUAUACGACAAACAAGUUUGACUUAUAGGCAUACAGACACAAACAUAUGAAACUGUUUAUUGAUAUUGUUAUGAAACGAAUUUAUCUAUUUAACAUUGUAGCCUGAAAUUACAGAAAGAGAAUAGGAUUUCCUGUUUGCAAAAAGGAAAAUUUCGCCGGCCUUCAAGCGCACCGGAAGCGCGGAAAGAGCGCUCGUGCCAGUCCUACUCCGCAUCACACAUUAAAUGAAGAGCGGAGCGCUCGUUUCACCGCCCAACAUUUAUCCGCCCUGGGUUGAAACGUGUAACUCGCGUUCAAUGCUCGUGAAUAUUCACUUUUACCAUAUUUGGAAACCUUAGUGAUGGAUAUCCAUUUUCAACAAAAUGGCUGCUGCGCGAUCACCAUGCAGAUGUUUUAAGACAAGAGUUCUGCAUUUCAAAGUUAAAAAUACACCGUUAAAAGACAAAAAUGGAAAGAGAAAGUUCAAAAGAAUGCUCAGCUUUCUUUUUGUGGAGAAAGGGAAGCUUUUCAUCAACAAAUCGUCCUUCGAGGAAUUCAACCUCGUUUUCUUCACGGCGGAACCAUGGUCUGUUUUGAAAUGCAACCAAGUCAGCGAAGUUUUUGCUGACUUUUCAGGUACAUUUUGCACUCUAUGGCCAAGACAAUUACGUUUUUGAAAGGGAAUUUAUGUAUUUUUAAAUGUUUCAUAGACGUUUUAUAUAUUUUCUCUUCGUCGCUAGAGAAAAAUUACAAAAUGUGCCCUGAUUUGAGAUGGAUUUUGUGUUGAAUUUUGCCAUGUGCUUAGCCGAUUUCACUUGCGUGAACGGAUCCACGAUCCAGAUACUGUUUUCCGAAUUGCUUUAAAGGAUUAAGUUUUUGGACUUUGAAUAAAAAUUUUCAAGAAAGGGCUUCUCUGUCUAUUGUUUUGAGUUUCUUCAUUCAUAAAAUUAGCUCAAAACAUGAUCGUGACUACAACAUCCAAGUUUAAUUUAAGCUUUUAAAAUGCUUCUCACAUUCAUUACAAACAUCACUUUUUGCGAAGAUGUCAGGUUCAGGUUUUGGACACUUUUCGAUACGCAGCUAAUGAAUUUUAUUAGAAAAUUAUUUCACUGUUUAUUCUAGACUUUUAACAUAAGGAUUUUAAAUUUUAAUUUGCAGUAUAAGUUUACUAUGCAGAGGGUCAACGAGGCAUCGUUCAACUUCAAGAAGUUGCGAGGCCGUCAAUGGGUAUCAUAAUGUUACGUUUAAUAUCCUGUUCAGUGUUUCGGUAAUAUUCCUGGUUUCAACCUUUGAAAGCUUUCUCGGCUUUCGGGAGUUUUUCCCCCGUUUGUCGGGCAUUUUUUAAGCGGGCGCGGGAACCUGAAGGAAAAUUACGUCACGUUGUUUACGAAGUUUGAUUGGUCAGUUAUCUCUUCUUCUCGUUCCAAAUAUGGUACUUUCGAAAAUGAAUAAUCACGGGCAUCGGACAAAGCAAACAUAUGAGAGUUACACGUUUCAACCCCUUAUGAGUUUCCGAUAUAAUAUAAUAGGGUUACUUACUAUUUUAUUAUCUACCUUGAUCUCCAAACUAUUCGCCGACUUACCACUGUUACGUGAAGUUAGCUCGUUGAUAUCGAUUGAUAACAUUCCAUGUUUUGCUCGAAUUACCUUUGUUAGCUUCCAAGUCGUCUGAAAGCGGCCGACAUAGAGUUUCUUUGCAAGUUUAAUUGCGUUAUUUGCCUGGUUUCUUGCACACUUAAAUUGAUCUCAUGUAGCCGGAUUGUCCGGGUUAUAAGAGGAUAUUACUUUCUUUUUAAGGAAAUCUCGUUUUCGGAUUUUACUCAGUAACUCUCUAUAUUUAGUAACUCAUGGAGAUCGUUUUUUUCGAAUUCUUUUCAAUGCCCCUUUUUAAUAAUAUCGUAUUUACAUGNACCUGAAGGAAAAUUACGUCACGUUGUUUACGAAGUUUGAUUGGUCAGUUAUCUCUUCUUCUCGUUCCAAAUAUGGUACUUUCGAAAAUGAAUAAUCACGGGCAUCGGACAAAGCAAACAUAUGAGAGUUACACGUUUCAACCCCUUAUGAGUUUCCGAUAUAAUAUAAUAGGGUUACUUACUAUUUUAUUAUCUACCUUGAUCUCCAAACUAUUCGCCGACUUACCACUGUUACGUGAAGUUAGCUCGUUGAUAUCGAUUGAUAACAUUCCAUGUUUUGCUCGAAUUACCUUUGUUAGCUUCCAAGUCGUCUGAAAGCGGCCGACAUAGAGUUUCUUUGCAAGUUUAAUUGCGUUAUUUGCCUGGUUUCUUGCACACUUAAAUUGAUCUCAUGUAGCCGGAUUGUCCGGGUUAUAAGAGGAUAUUACUUUCUUUUUAAGGAAAUCUCGUUUUCGGAUUUUACUCAGUAACUCUCUAUAUUUAGUAACUCAUGGAGAUCGUUUUUUUCGAAUUCUUUUCAAUGCCCCUUUUUAAUAAUAUCGUAUUUACAUGGUUUUUGCAUUUUUGUGUGGACGGGCGAAAACGAUUCAAAUACGCCACGUAAGUAUGGGUAUUUUUUUUUAUAAAGGGAUAAAAAAAAAUCUCCGUUACGUUUUCAAAAAUAUCCGGAUACGUGGACGGGGCCUAAGUCGCAAUCAGAAACGGGCUUUGAGAAAGUCUAAGUAGUCUGCCCUUUAAACGGUUUUUUUUUCUUUUUUUUUUUCUUGAACUGAAAGUGCAAAAUAGCUUAAGCUUUAUUGUUUGUUAAAUUUGUUGCAUUUUUGUCCUCACAGCCACUCUGCUUUGGAACGAGAAUGAGUUUGCUGCCUUUUCAACCUUCUAGUUGCCCAUUCCGGUGGACAAGAGACACGACGCCUCUUGGAACGAGAUUGUAAGAAAAUCCUUGAAACUCUUGCGUCCUAAUGCCAUGAUGACACCUAGGUGAUAAAUAAAUUGCACGGUUUUUCCCCCUUCUUGGCCAGUUCAGUGGAGUUCAGUGUGGACGCGACUUCGAAGAUGUGCCCCUUCCAUCUGCCAUGAUGACCGUUGUCAUUGCAUGCCCAUGGCAUUCCCUUUGUUCUGCCAGUCGCGGUUUCCUCCCAUAGUUGGUUACUUUUAGGGCAGACAGAGAGCAAGGUGAACUUUUAAGGACGCGAAGCGGCCUAGCGAGGGAAGAAGUCGCGAGUUUUAAAUGCGACAAAGGACUUUUACGAACUCUAAUAUGUAGUUAACGGCCGUAAGUGGGCUUUGAUAGAUUGUGCUAGCAAAGUAGUAUAAUAUGCUAUUGGCAGUGCUCGCCUAUUUCUAAAAUUAUGCAAUUAUCCUAGGUUUCUGUAAAUUAUGCUUAUUUACCAAAAAAGUAGAAAUUAUGCUCUUACUUUUUACUUUCAAUUUGGUAAAAACACCUGAAUGACUAUGCAACAAACAAGUAAAUAGCAAACCAUUUAGCCUGCUAAAAAUAGUUGUCGAAAAGUUGCUGAGUAGUAUGGCUGGACGUGCAUGUGAAACUUAAAAACGAGGCCAGUGAAUAAGGAGGACGCUCAAUUGUAAACACUAAAUCUGGGGGGAAAAAUGGUUGUAUUUGAGGCUCUACUUAAAAGCCUUCCCAGUUUUCAAUGUUCUUGAAACUUGCAUGGUAUAAUUAUUGACGAUUUAUCUGGGGAUUCACGGCAAGUGUAUAAAAAAAUUUAUCGUGCGCGGGAUUUUUGAAUAAUGCGAAAUUUGUAGGCAUGGACCAGGAAGGGCGGGGGGAGAGGGGAGAAGGUAACUCUGUUGUUUUCCACCUAAGUUUCUUGACCCACUCCGCCUGCCAGUAUGACGUCGCAUUGUAACGGGCAAGAGCCUCGGGUCUUUUGUGCAAAUUAGCAAGGGAUACGACAGUUAUUUGGACGAGAGAGGUCGAGGAAAAGCUAAGAAGCUAGCAAAUAUCGCUAUAUAUCGCUAAUUUUAUCGAAUCAGUGUGAGCUUUGGUGUUGCUAUAAUCUGCUUGUGUAAACCGUUUUGAUAUUUUGUGUCCGUGAUUAUAUAAUUUUGUUAAUUUGUUUUGCGGGCCGUGUUGUGGGAUCGCCAUCUAUUUCAGGGGACCGGCAAGGUUUUCAAAACUAAAAUCUUUUUUUUCCCUAAAAUAGGCAAGGUCUAGUCUCCAGAAUAGGAGGUUCCAUUCACAGAUCACCCAUGUUUAUAUUUCAUCUAUUCUUUUGCAAAAUAAAUGGGUCUAACUUCAUAUCAUUCCUCUCGAGUGUGGGCCUCUGUUGAUCUCCUGGACGCUUAUUACAUUUUACACCAUUUUAAGCAAGUGUUUUAUGUUUCUUUUGCAACAAAAUAAUAAAUGGUAAUAACAAAACACGAAGAUGUAACAAAGCAAGGUUUCUGUAAAAUACUCUGAAGAAAACUCCGUCUUCGGUGAAGUCUCUUAUUAAUACUUACUCAAUUUUUUUGGGUGGGAGGGGAAAUGGGGUGGGGUGGGAGUGGGCGCUUAUUUGAGUUUGAAUGGAAGUAGGGGGGACAUGGGUUGGGGGAGGGCGCUUAUUCGAGGCUGGGCGCUUAUUAACUUUUCCGGCCUUUAGGAUGGGCGCUUAUUCGAGGUGGGCGCUAAUUCGAAGUUGGGCGCUUAUUCGAAUAAAUACGGUACUUGCCAAAAUUCUCCUACCCAAAAAAAUCCCGAAAUCGAAAAUUUUAAACCCCAAAAAUUCUUUCGAUCCUGGUCACUUGAAAUCUGGAGUACACCCCCCGGAACUCAAGCUUCAAAACGUUCUAAAAUCUAUUAGUUACUGUGAACGUGAAGAAUAAAGAUGGUCGACAAACGUGAUUUUUAGACUGUAAAUGUGUGGAAAAUACAAAUUAGCCGGAGGACACUUGUACAAAGUGCUUACCACUGCUGGAAAAUCCUCUUGUCUGUUUAGAGGGGAGAGGAACGGGCAGUUAAAUUUCUUUUCUCCCUAUUUUUUUCCCUCUUCCCUAAUUUUUUCGGCCGUUUCUCCCUCUUCCCUGAUUUUUCACCUUUCUCCCUGAUAAUUCUUUUAAAAGGCUUAUUUUAUUUGCUACUUCACCGCAGUACCUUCUUUUAAGACACGUGGAAACGAGGCAAACAUACGAAAUUUAUAUUUCGUUCUUCCCAUACUACCUUUCGGUUUUGUCACGUAAGAUUGAAGGUUUGAUGUUUACAGCAUUUAUUUUAACUACCGUAUAAAGGUCAGAAUGGUUACUCACAACUACUUGCUACUAGUUACUACUACUACUAAAUCAAUCUAUGCAUCGGGUGUAAUUCAAUGAACUUGUAGAGUUUAUUUCACAUUGCUGGGCGUUAAUUCUUCUGGUGUUUUAGCGUUAGGUCAUAAACCAUGCAGCGUUAAUUUAACCUUAUACUACUACUACUACGACUACUACUACUACUACUACUACUACUACUACUACUACUACUACUACUACUACUACUACUACUUACUACUAUCCACCUCAAAUUCUGUUAACGUUACUUAGAGGUUAACAAUAAGGCCUCUAACAUAGCUUGCAGAGCUGAACUUGAUAGAUUGCCGCUGCUUAUCCCGAUAAAUCAGAAAAUUAUGAAAUAUUUUGUUUACCUCAACAACAAAGAUAAUGACUCUAUAGUCAAACAGUCUUUCAUUAUGUCAAAGAAUCUACAUUCUAUGAAUAAUUCAGGAUAUUCUUCCAAUUUCAUAAACAUGUUUGAACAAUACAAUCUAACCAGUUUAGAUGCUGAAUCUCUAGAUAAUGACAAAAUUAGACGAUAUACCACAGAAAUGAGAGAGAAAUAUCUAUCUUUUGGCGGCACAGCCUUGAAAAUUCAAAAAAACUAGAAUUUUAUAAAACUUUUAAAGAUGAAUAUUCUACAUCUGAUUAUCUCUACCAGCUAAAACAUUAUGACGAACGACAGAAUUUUGUUAAAUUUAAAAUAAGUAAUCACAAACUUAUGAUUGAACAUGGUCGAUACCAAAUCGAUCAUUUGCCAAGAGAAAAUAGAUUAUGUCCCUUAUGUAACUCAAAUCAGGUAGAAGAUGAGAUUCAUUUCCUCUUUCAAUGUAACAAAUACUCAGUACAGAGACAGGCAUUUAUUAAUCAAAUCAAUCGAAUAAUACCUGACUUUGACAAGAAAUCAUCUCCAGGAAGCAUAAAACUGAUAAUGAAUUCGAAGGACCAUCAUGUAGAUAAGUUAGUUAUGAAGUUUGUUUCCUCCUGUAUGAAAAUACGUGAUUCAUUGUUAGUAAUGUAACCGAAUUUUUCUAGAUUAUUAUUAGUGCUGUUUGUUUUAUAUUUUGAUUGUCAUAUGCACGCUUUUGCAAUACUGUAAAAUGAUGCGGUCAUGCAAAUAAAGCAAUUUAUUACUAUUACUACUACUACUACUACUACUACUACUACUACUACUACUACUACUACUACUACUACUACUACUACUAAUAAUAAUAAUAAUAAUAAUAAUAAUAAUAAACAAGGAAGGAGACUUUCGAGAUUCAAUUUCAAAACAAUCUUCAGUAACACCGUAAACGGCUUUCACGUGAAAAUAACAUUCACUCACCUUGAUACUAAAAAAACUCCGAAAACUUCAGAUUCUCUAAAACCGACACGAAACAAAAGAAGUAACAAAAGCCCGGAAUUCAGACAGACCAGUGCUGUCAUCACCGCUCGGCCAAGACUGGGUAUGGUGUACAAAUGAUGACCUCACAAGACUCCCGAAGGGAGGGCACGAAAUUGUUGAGACUACAUGCGAGAACUCUUACAUACACUUUAACUUGCAGCUCGUGGCCAAAGCUGCCCUCAUCUGUGAGUCAGUAUGGUCCUUGAAUUAAGAGCUACUAAGGCCUUAAAUAUUCAUGUCACAUUUUUUUAAAGAACAUUCUCGGUCCUCCCUUUCUGAGCUGGUUUUCCCGUCUCCCUAUUUUUUUGCUUCCUUUCUCCCUCCUCCCUAUCUUUUUUGGCCGUUUCUCCCUCCUCCCUAAACCGUCCCUCUCCCCUCUGUUUAUUAAAUUAGAUAUCAUAAAACGGCUAAACGGGUAGUAGUACAGUGGCAAUUUCAUACGCUUUUUAAAAUAAGCUCCAAGGCUUAUAUAUCCUGAAUAUGGAUCGUAUGCGACUUAAAAUAGAGAUAACCACGGUGUAUCGCUUGAUUCUGCUCUCGCCAUUAAUGCCAUUCACAGAGUAUUCUCAGUUGGAAGAUUUUAGAUUUGGCGCCAAUUGUUGGCAUGUGAUUGUGGAAGGAGAGCUUUUUUUUAUUAUGAACUUCGUAAACUUUCUUAGGUGAAAGUCGAAAAGCUGGAAAACUACUGUUUGAGACUCAAAUGACAGCAAUAAAACUGGGAUAUGGGAUUCGCACUCUCGCGAGGUUUAUUUUACUUACGUUUUUUCGUAGUCGUGGCUGAGUUCCGGGUAGGUUUCGGUCGACCGAAACCAGCGUUCCUUGGGAAGACCAUAAGCCGCGUCGUUCAAUGCAAUACAGCUGAGUCUAUUACAGAUUUAACAUUUUUUUAGUGAUAUAAACUGGAAACGACAGUAUUGACCGUUUUAUAAUUCAGACUGACUCAAAUAUAACGUCAAACAGAGAGCCUGUUCACAGGCUACGCGGCGAUCAAUCAAGUGAGCGCGCGGAAGUCGACGGGAUCAUUUCUGUCAUUUUGUAAGACGCCGCUAUCUGGUUGAGGUCUAGAGGUCGAUGUCCCAGUGUUAUCUAGUGCUUUCCCCGACGAGGCAACCUCGUUCCCAGGGUUCUCUCCAACCGUAGGGCGGGUAGGAGAGAACCCUGGGAACUAGGUUGUCCGACGAGGAGGAGAUGACGUUUCCUCGCAAAGUGUGAUGGUUAGGGACUUUCACGUCAGCACACAGGCGGCCCAGUAAGUGUCACUGAAUGAAUAUAUUAAUAUUCAAAUGGACAAAUUAAUGCGAUGAGUCAUCGAAUCUCCCAUGAACUAAAAUAGUCCAAAAGUCAUAAUAUAACAAAACAAAGGUAAGAUACCUUCAACUGAACGUAUCCUUGUCUUUCCUGGCCGGUUUAAGUGGCAUUUUGUUGAGUUUUGCAAUUGUAGGUACUAUCUACUAAAGAAGGUAGUGGAGUACUACGAAGAUAACAAUGCAUUGGGAACAAUUCAAGCAGCUACAAAAAUAUUCUUUUUGAGUAGUGGUAGUGACACUGUCACAGUGUUAAAUGGAGAGUUAUAUGCAAUCUCUUUUUGCUUCACACGAGACGUUAUAGAAAUCUACAAGCACAAUACAGAAACCAAUGAUUGGGAUGAAAUGAAAUCCUUACGUAGUUUACAGCAGUGGCCUUGUGUUGUAAAUGAUCAGCAAUUCCUGUAUGUAAUAAGUGGAAGCGAGAGUAACAUAACAGUGAGAUUUGACUCUGGGCAGAACAAUUGGAAGAAACUUGCAGCUGUAAAUGAGGAAAGAUUCAAAGCUUUUGGUGCUGCUAUGAAUGGCAAGAUUUACAUAGCAGGAGGAUUCAGCAGUUCUAAUUAUAAAGGACUCACUUCCUGUGAGGUAUACAACCCUCCUACAAAUGAGUGGCAACUGAUGCCGAGCCUCAAGGUACCUCGAUACAAUGCUAGCAUGGUGUGUUUUGCAGGACAGUUGUAUGUACUGGGUGGGACCAGAAUCACCCAGAGGGGUGCUUCCAUGAGAGCAUUAGGAGUUGAAAUGUUUGAUUCUGAGAGAUAUCAGUGGACAGAGAAAUCAGCCAUACCAGUGGGAAGGUUUGAAAGUGAAGAUGAAAAGAAGCAAAAUAAGGCAUUUCAGGCAUGUGUUGCAAGAAUCUGCAAAAGAGUGAUAAACAAACUUGAGCCACUGAAUCCAAGACCCAAGUAA
This is a messenger RNA of Porites evermanni, 24569 nucleotides long. The record is from the annotation of a GenBank genome assembly. NCBI's taxonomy places the organism in Eukaryota, Metazoa, Cnidaria, Anthozoa, Scleractinia, Poritidae.